This is a messenger RNA of Zophobas morio, 941 nucleotides long. RefSeq lists its product as uncharacterized. The coding region runs from base 224 to 730 and encodes 168 amino acids. Lineage: Eukaryota; Metazoa; Arthropoda; Insecta; Coleoptera; Tenebrionidae. The record is from RefSeq and is a predicted model, not a curated record. The transcript is spliced from 4 exons.
CUCAAAAGUGAACAGGUGCUAAACGUUUUCACUUAAUUUUGUUUCAGUUUCACGCAAUUUCGGUCAAAUAAUAAAGUAAAAAUAAGUAAAUAACUAAAACUCCUAGUGACUUAAAAGUACUCCUAUCAGCACAUUUUUAGCAUUGUGCAAUAUCUGUUCUCCUAAAUAAAUUAGGUGAUUAGCACUACUGAAUAAACCAUCGAUCGAAUUCCAGCACAUCAACAUGAAACUUAAACUCCUAAUUCUAGCUCUUUCAGUUGUGGCCGUUAGCAACGCUUUGAGAUGCUAUGAUUGCGAUCCCACUACAGACGGCCAAUGCACAACGCCCGAAAAAGAUAACACAAAGACUACAGUUUGUGAAGAAGAUGACGGUGCCACAAUACCACCCACAUAUCUUAAGAAACUGAUUAACGACAUUGACAAGACGGAGAUUGAGACUAGAGUGACUAAUCGGGCCGAAUUGCAAUUCGAAUGUUUCACCAUGUUCUACGAAACAGAGGAAGAAGGUGAAACAUCUGGAGUCUACAGAGGCUGCAUAGAAAAGAGUAAAUACAUUGAUUCAUCUUGCUCAUAUCUCGAGGAAUGGCUGAACAAAGGCAACGUAAGUUGCCAAACUUGCCCCGAUGACAAGUGUAAUGAUGAGUAUGUCGGUGGUGCCGCAGCUUUGACAGUGUCUUUAGGAAUUGUCAUGCUCAAUUUAUUACUUUGUGUGAAAGUGUUUACCUUUUAAUGUGGAGUAUUAGAAAGUGACGUCAGUACUUGGGCAGUCAGAUAUAUAACUAGUUACGUAAAUUGUUUGUUAGUCACCUUUAUCGUCAGAAUUUGUAUCGCGUCAUUUAAUUUAUAGAUAAAAGUAUUAGAGUAAGUAUUUGUACUGAGAAAUUUUUAAGAGGUGUUGUUUUUUUAUGACAUUUUGUCAAUUAAAGUUGAUAUAAUUUUUA